Molecule: messenger RNA, 198 nt
Organism: Perkinsus marinus ATCC 50983
Lineage: Eukaryota; Perkinsozoa; Perkinsida; Perkinsidae
Exons: 1
Source: RefSeq, a predicted model, not a curated record
AUGAAGAUAUGCAGCCUCAGAAGGGCCCUAUGGCAUGGCAAUUCGGCUAGUCUCGAGUCCCCACAGAGAACACCUCGAACUAUGAUCAUGCCGUCCUCCUUCCCUGACGUGGCCAACAACAACUCUACUGCUGACAGCGAAGAGGAGGAGGGGGAGGAGGAGGAAGUGGACGCCUCUGAUCGGAGUCUGUGUGACGAG